This is a messenger RNA of Penicillium pulvis, 2898 nucleotides long. RefSeq names its product glycoside hydrolase family 115 protein. Bases 1 to 2898 code for a protein of 965 amino acids. The transcript has 3 exons. The record is from RefSeq and is a predicted model, not a curated record. Lineage: Eukaryota; Fungi; Ascomycota; Eurotiomycetes; Eurotiales; Aspergillaceae.
AUGUUUGAAGAGCAGCUCGUAACUUUCGAGGGGUCUGCGAACCUUCUCAAUCUCGUCGGAGCUCCCAUUCUCGUUGACCCGGUCGACUUCGUUGGGAUUCAGCAUGCCGGUCAAGACUUGGCCAACGAUUUCGGUCGAGUGACACGGGAUAACGCGAAUCCGUUCCAGCUCGUGGAUGAGGCUGGACUGACCCCUCUGAAUACAAGCACGGCUAUCAUCAUUGGUUGUAUUGAGUCGAGUUGGAUGCUCAGAAAAUUUGAGAGAGAAGGAAAAGUCGACACCAGUGCGAUCAAAGGAAAAUGGGAAACAUUCAUGACUGCGGUCGUGGACAAUCCGAUUACGGGAUGCUCCAAGGCCUUGGUCAUCGCUGGAAGUGACAAGCGAGCUGCGAUCUUUGGCGCAUACACCUUGUCCCGCCAAAUUGGUGUAUCUCCAUGGUAUUGGUGGGCCGAUAUCCCAGCCCAAUUUCACCCAGAGAUCUAUGCCCUCCCUAACCGAACAAUUCACGGCGAGCCGAGCAUCCAAUAUCGAGGCAUAUUUAUCAAUGACGAAGCACCAGCGUUGACAGGAUGGGUGCUGGAGAAGUUCGGGUCCUACAACAGUGACUUCUACAAGAAGGUCUACGAGUUACUGCUUCGCUUGAAAGCCAACUUCAUGUGGCCAGCUAUGUGGCCUGGAUACCCGAAUCCUGGAGCUGUCUUCUUCAUGGAUGACCCAGAGAAUCAGCGCAUUGCGGACGAAUACGGGAUCUGUGUGUCGACGUCGCAUCACGAGCCGAUGCAGCGGGCUACAACUGAAUGGUUUGAGGAGGAGCCACGUGCAGACGGGACGUGGGACUGGAACAAGAGCCGGGAAGAGAUUAUCGAGUUCUUUCGUAAGGGCGUUCGACGAGCCGAGGGCCUUGAGUCCUAUUUCACGUUGGGUAUUCGGGGCGAAUAUGACAAGGGAAUGGUGACCGAUGAUCCCGGUGCUGUUAUCCGGGAUGUGCUCUUGCAACAGCGCGCUCUCUUCAAGGAGGUCUAUGGGCGGGAGGAUGCCGUUCCUCAAGUCCUUGCUCUUUACAAAGAAAUUCAAGAUCUGUACCAGGCAGGCGAGUUUACUGUGCCUGAUGAUGUGACUCUUCUUUUUGCGGACGAUAACUUCGGCUCUCUGCGGCGAUUGCCGUCCGGAGCUGAAUUGACUCGUCCAGGAGGCGCGGGUAUAUACUAUCAUUUUGAAUAUGUCGGGGCACCUCGGAGUUACAAAUGGAUUAACUCAAACUCGUUGGGUAAAACAUAUCACCAGCUCAGUGAAGCAUAUCGCCGGAAUGCGCGGAAGAUAUGGGUGUUCAAUGUCGGCGACAUCAAACCCAUUGAGGUUCCUCUUACCUUCGCCAUGGAAAUGGCAUGGAACAUCGACUCGGUCCAGGAAGACAGUAUUCCUCGAUUUCUGGCCGAUAUCUCCGACAAAAAUUUUGGCGCAAAUCUGAGUCCGGGGAUUGUUAAUAUCUGGCACGAAUACGAUCGUCUCAUCCGUCUCCGCAGACAUGAGCACAUCGACCCAGAAACGUUCUCACUCCUGAACUACAACGAAGCCGACAGCAUCAUCAAGCGGUGGAAGCAACUUUCAUUCGCCGCAGAGGCGAUCUACGAACAAGCCGAUGAGGAACAAAAACCAGCAAUCUGGGAACUCGUCGUUCACCCAGUAAAGGCCAGUUCUAUCUUCACCCAUCUCCGGGUAACCCAAGCCCGAAACCAGCUGUACGCCCGCCAAAGACGCAACACUGCGAACAAACUUCUCCGAGAAGUCCUUGAUCUAUUUGAUGCCGACUUCAAGCUCUCACAGGAAUUCCACUCACUUUUGGAUGGCAAAUGGAAUCACAUUAUGUGCCAGAGCCAUCUCGGUUACGGUGAUACUUGGCAUGCACCAUCGCGGGACGCAAUUUUCGGACUGGCAUAUGUUCAGCGGGGUCAGGAUAGUAACCCGAUUGUGGGUCAGAUGGGUAUCGCGGUCGAGGGCCAUGAGGGUAUUCGAGCAGGCCGUAUCAAUGAAGAAAGCGAACGUACUCAUCCUAGUCGUCGGGAUCUGGUGCCUGGUUUGACACUAGGACCAAUGAAUCGGUAUGGACCUGAGGGACGAUGGUUUGAUAUCUUCACUCGAGGAACACAGAAAAUUCGCUGGACAGCGUCGGCACCUUAUCCGUGGGUUCUUAUUUCGUUGGGAGAGGGAACUUUGUAUCCUGAUGGCGACGAUGCACGGAUCUGGAUCCAUAUCGAUUGGGAUCAGGUUGAGACAGACUUUGAAGAGGAGGUUCUGAUUACCGUUAAAUCGAUGGAGGGUGAUUUCGAAAACAUUCAUCUUCCUGUUCAUGGUCACAGGUUCCCCAGCUCUUUUCACGGCUUCGUGGAAGCAGAUGGAGGUGUCUCUAUUCCUGCUGUUAGCGGUCUCAAGGCAACAUACAUUCAUCAUUAUGAUUUGGGACGAGGAAGCGAAGGCUCAGUCACCAUUGACGCUGAUGCUCUAAGUAAUGCUAUUGAUGUCCCGUUCUUGGAGUACUCUAUAUGCACACUCUCUCAUUGUGAGCUGCCGACUGUUACUCUUUAUUUCAACAUGACACUGGACCUGGACCCGAACAACAAAAUGUCCUAUGAUUUUGAAAUCGAUGAUCAGCCUUCUACAUCUCAUAUCUUAGUCCAUGAAUCCACUGGCAAAGCUAAGCUCCCUGCAGAAGGCUGGCUAGAUGCUGUCAUGGAUUGUGUCUGGAAGAAGACUCAUCACAUUGGCUCUCUAGAUUCAGGUGCGCAUAAAAUCAGGGUACGGUUGAACCAUCCAAACUUGCUUCUGGAGAAGAUUGUUCUAGAUCUUGGCGGUGUCAAGGAAAGUUACCUAGGACCACCUUCGAGCUUUUGCGUUGCAUGA